AUGGCUUCUACAAAAGUCAUUGCUGUGCUUUUGCAAAGCCUCAUCCUUUUCGUGGUGAAGGUUCACGAGGAGCUCGAUGAGGCCACAAGUGACAACAUGAGGGAGCAUGAGAUGGAGAUCAACCAGGAGAUGACUCGGAUGAUGGAGGAGAUGGAGAGGAGAAGCCGAGUGCAGUCGAGCGUCGUGCUCCCGGUCCUGCAGCAGAGGCUUGAAGGGCACAGCAAAGCUGUGCUCUUUGCUGCCAUUGCUGCAGGCCUUAUCCUCCUCUUUUGGCUCUGCUGGUGGCUCCAAGAAAGGACCCCUGAGCCUGACUCCAUCUGCACCACACAUGAGACCUCAGACAUGAAUGCACACAAGGAGGACAAGGAAAAAAGUGAUGGGGAAGGUCCUGAAGAGUUGAAGGAAGGGGACAGGAUUUUCGUCAGGCACACCGAAUGGCCUGUGCAGACAAUGAUGUCCAGGAGCCAGAUGGUGAAGCAGCUGGUGGACAACCUCCUGCAGGUCAUGCAGGAGCAGCUGUCAAACAGUUUCUUGCCAUUGCUGCAGCCUCCCAUUGGUGUGGGCAGCACCUUUGAAGGCUGGAGUCCCUAUGAGGCUGACAACGUUAUCUACCACCUCCUUGUCCCCCUGAAGCCCCCCCCUGGGCAUGACUUCCACCUGCAGUGGGUCAACAGGGGUCCCAGUCCAGCCAGGGACUCCCUUAUCCGUGUGGAAGUCAAGUGCAGCUGUGGAGUACCAAACAUGCCUUGCUAUGUCCACCGCAAUAGGAAACACCUGGAGAGGAUGAAGCAGGUACCCAGCAUCCUGGACAGCCUCUGCACUGGUUCAUACCUAGAUGUGGAGAAACUUGCAGAGUGGUUCCAGUGCUUGGUGAAGGACGCUUGGGUGGCACUGCCUCAGGCACGUCGCUACGAGAUGAAGCUGCUGCCCUACAGCCAACGUUCAUGCCUGAUGAAGCUGAAAAGUGCCUACAGGAAUACAUUCCUUACUGAGAUCCUGUUUGGGGUGCAGCAAGGAGACUCAGACAUCUUUCUCAGCAGCCAGAAUGCAGGCGACUCAGACACUCCAAGCACCCUGUGGACAAAGAGCUACCUUGUGGCAGAGAGGAAGUUCUUCAGCCAUAUGGCCAGAAAGGUCCCACAGGGCAGAUACCACCUCAAGUGCCUGCAUCUCUGCACCAGUGUCCUGGAGGACACAGACUUUACACCCUACAUCUUCAAGACAGUUGUCAUGCACCUCCUCAACACCAAACCCGUGUCAGGAUGGUGCAGACAGGAAUGCAUCAUGCGGCUGGCAGACAUCCUGAGGUACCUGCACUGCUGCCUGCAACACAGAAAGCUUAACUUCUUCUUCUUUGGCAAUGCAGAUAUGCCCCAGGAGAUCAUCUUGCCUCCAGACUUCCACACAUCUGAGCCACACAACCUCCUGCAGCAUCUGGUGCAGAGCCCGGCUGCCCACGCCAAGGCCCUGAGACAGUUUGAGGAGAUUCAGGAGGAGCUCAUGAACAGGCUGUACUGUGGGGGCUUAAACAGACUGUAAUAGCUGUCAUAGAGUGAGCUCUGCCACCACAGCCGUCUGUCACUACCCCGACAGAGAUUGUCCUUGCCUCUUCCACAGUAUCCAUUCUUUCUGGGACCUUUUCUUCUCACCCUACCGCUCCCCAUCAUUUUUGCCAAUCUUUGGCAAACAGGAGACAUGCCUGAGGACUGGACAUGCUUGACUCAUCUGAUAGCACGCUAUGAUGCUGUAACUGAAUGGGUAGAUGCAGGAGGCCAGUGGAUUUAGCCUACCCCAACCUCAGCAAGUCAUUGGACACUGACUCUCAUAACAUCCUUGGAAUUGAAGAGUGGUCAGUGCUGGUUGUGGUGCUCUUCAACAACUUCAUCAGUGACACUGAUGAGGGGACACACAGACAGACAGAGUCUACUCAACAAGUUUGCAACGACACCAAACUGGAAGGCUUGACUGACACAUCUGAACGCUGUGCAGCCAUUCAGUGAGACUUGGACAGACUGGAGAGCUGAACAAAGGGGAACCUAAUGAGGUUCAGCAAAGAUUUCCUGGGGAGCUGCACCUGGAACACUGAUCUAAAACACUGUGUAAAAGGACAUGAGCAAUGCUGCCAAGGUGUGCACCUCCACCAGAGCACCUCCAACAGCGCACCUCCAGCAGAGCAUCUCCACCCGUGGACCUCCACCAACACACCUCCAGAGGAGCACCUGCACCAGAAGAACUCCUGACGACCUCCACAGAAGAUCAUCCCUGGACCUCGCUCAUGUCUCUCUCUCCCCCCCCCCCAUCGUUGGCUGAUGGUAGUAGAAUCCCUGCUCUUUGCCUUCCCUGUUUCAUCUCUUCGUUGUUCCCUCUCUCUGUCUCUCCCCUUCUCCCUCUCCCUCUCUCCCCUUCUCUCUUUCCCUCUCCUUUGUUCAACUUUUAUGGUUUAAUAAAAAAUUUUGUUGUGAUAUCUGCUCUUGCUUGCACCUUAAUUUCACAACUUGGACAUCUGGAGCAAGCUCCUCUGGUCAAA
Pogoniulus pusillus (Red-fronted tinkerbird) is the source of this 2527-nucleotide messenger RNA. Its product is annotated as inositol 1,4,5-trisphosphate receptor-interacting protein-like 1. The transcript is spliced from 2 exons. Gene Ontology annotation, cellular component: membrane. NCBI's taxonomy places the organism in Eukaryota, Metazoa, Chordata, Aves, Piciformes, Lybiidae. The coding region runs from base 1 to 1539 and encodes 512 amino acids. The record is from RefSeq and is a predicted model, not a curated record.